Triticum aestivum (bread wheat) is the source of this 1939-nucleotide messenger RNA. Its product is annotated as 5-epiaristolochene 1,3-dihydroxylase. Lineage: Eukaryota; Viridiplantae; Streptophyta; Magnoliopsida; Poales; Poaceae. The record is from RefSeq and is a predicted model, not a curated record. The transcript is spliced from 2 exons. Gene Ontology annotation, molecular function: iron ion binding; oxidoreductase activity, acting on paired donors, with incorporation or reduction of molecular oxygen; heme binding. The coding region runs from base 156 to 1691 and encodes 511 amino acids.
UAUCAUAUUUUACUAGUUUGGCUUGACGAUAUGAUGCAUGCUCCAGAGUUGCAUAUAUCCCAACCAAACUUCGAGGCCGUCACUUACUACUAGUACAUACAGUACAUAUAAACAUAUCACGUCUCUGCAAGCUGCAAGCCAACAAGCUGCCUGCCAUGGAGGGGUGGUUAAGCUUGUGUUUCAUAGCCGGAUCCACGCUACUGGCAAUUUGGUUUCUCGAGCUCUCCCGUCGCAACCCCAAUAAGAAGCUGCCUCCAGGGCCAUGGACUCUCCCCAUCGUCGGCAGCCUCCUCCACGUCGUUGGCGCCUUCCCGCACCGCACCAUUGCAGAACUGUCUCGCCGGCACGGGCCGCUGAUGCACCUCAGGCUAGGCGAAGUCGCCACCAUGGUGGUCUCCAGCGCCGAGGUGGCGGCGCUGGUCUUGAAGACCAACGACCUUACGUUCGCGGACCGGCCUCGCACUGUGACGCAGAACAUCUUCGGCAGUGGCGGCAAGGACAUCGCCUUUGCCCCCUACGGCGCCGCGUGGCGCCAGAUGCGCAAGGUGUGCGUCAUGGAGAUCCUCGGCUCCAAGCAGGCGAGGCGCACGGAGCGCAUCAGGACUGAGGAGGUCGGCAGCCUCCUUCGCUCCAUCGUCAGCGCCUCGGCCGUCGGCGGCGCCGGCGCUACGGUUAACGUCAGCGAGAAGGUGGCGAUGCUUAGCAACGACGUCGUUUCGCGGGCGGUUUUCGGCGGGAAGGUCGCGCAGCGGGACGAGUACAUCCGCGAGUUGGGCGAGGCCAUGGAGCUCGUGACCGGCUUCUGCCUCGUCGACAUCUUCCCCUCGUCGCGGCUGGUGCGGUGGCUUAGCAGCGUCGAGAGGCGUAUGAGGAGGAGCUACGGCCGUAUGCAGAGCAUCAUCGCUGACAUCCUCGACGAGCGCAAGGCCGCACGAGCUGCCGGCGAUGGCUCCUGCAGCACCGACGAUGAGGACCUGCUGGAAGUGCUGCUCAGGCUGCAGGCCGAGGACUCGUUGGAAUUCCCUCUAACCACAGAGAUUAUAGGCGCCGUCAUGUUUGACAUGUUUGCUGGUGGCACGGAUACCACCGCAACCGUUUUGGAGUGGGCUAUGUCGGAACUCGUGAACAAUCCCGAAGCCAUGACUAAAGCACAACUAGAGGUCCGAGAGGUGCUUGGUGAAGACCGAGUUAUCAUUACCAACUGUGACAUUGCUAAACUCCCCUACAUGAGGAUGGUCAUCAAGGAGGUUCUGAGGUUGCAUCCACCCAUUCCUCUAGUCCCUCGCAUGGCUAGAGAUGAUUGCACAAUUAUGGGUUAUGACAUGCUUAAAGGCACCAAUGUAUUAGUUAAUGUCUUCGCAAUUUCCAGAGAUUCAAGAUAUUGGGAAAAUCCUGAAGAGUUUAAGCCCAAGAGAUUUGAGAACAACAAUAUGGAUUACAAUGUGACGUAUUUUGAAUUUAUUCCCUUUGGGGCUGGGCGACGGCAGUGCCCUGGGAUGUUUUUUGGCAUGUCGACAGUGCACAUCACAUUGGCAAACAUGUUGUAUCACUUCAAUUGGAUGCUUCCUGAAGGGGCUUGUCUGACUUCAUUUGACAUGUCUGAGAAAUUUGGGUUGACAAUAAGACGAAGAUAUGACCUGCAGCUCAGAGCUAUUACACGGGUGGGCGUCAAAGAUAUACUGUCGAAGUGAUGCAAACAACAUGGUAUCUAUCUUGUGAUGUAUGUUCAGAUAUAUUCCUCUUAGCGUAUGAAUUUAUUACAUUGCAUAUUUGCACACUAGAAUAAGAAAAGCUCGUUGGGACUGUACUACUUUUCACAAAUUACAUUACUUUGUACUACAAGGCAUAGAUAUCUUAAUUGUAUUAGUUUUGUGUUUGUGAACAUAUGAAUGAUGCAAUAUGCAUAAGGAAGUAACAUGGUCUUUUAUUUGGUCUGACA